This is a messenger RNA of Anas platyrhynchos (mallard), 3933 nucleotides long. The record is from RefSeq and is a predicted model, not a curated record. NCBI's taxonomy places the organism in Eukaryota, Metazoa, Chordata, Aves, Anseriformes, Anatidae.
GGAGGAAGCCCGGCGCUGGCACCGGGAGGGUGCCCGCUCGGGGCCGUCCGGGCGCUGUCCGCUCCGCAGGUGCUGAACGGGCGGCUCCGAGCCCCGGCGCCGAGCUGCAGCCAUGGCCGCGCUCCUCCGCCGCGUGUUAUUAAUGUACUUCAUAAAUACUGCUACUGCCCAAACUACUGACUGUCUGCACUUCAGUAAGCAAUGUAUAAAUAUUGCAAAUGGAUGUGAGAGUGUCUGGAGUAUUGUUGAAGAUGUCUGCAAUAUUUCAGGUAAUAGAUGCAAGGCAGAAGACACUAGUGGCUGUAAUAGAAUCAUCCAGGUCCUGGCUGACGAAUACCCAGAAUUUAAGAACUGUGUCUGCACUACAGAUGAUUCCUGUAGCGUCACAGCUUUGCUUGGGAAACAAUGCGGUACUGACAAAGAGUAUUUGAAAACUUCCUCAAAAUCUGAUGCUGAGCUGAAUUUUAGGCAAGACAGAAACCACCAAAACCAAAGACACACAGAUGAAAUAGGGAAUGACUGCAGCAUUGCAAAACAACGCUGUCAAGAAGACCCAUACUGUUUUUUAGUGUAUAAGAGCUUCCAGCGAGCAUGCCAGGCAGAGGCAGAAGAAUGCAGGCACCCAACAGGUGGCCAGGAAUGUUUGUCAGCAUGGAAAGAACUGAAGAAAACAGUGCUAGGAGAGUGCAAGUGCUCAGAGCCAGUUCAAAUUAGAUGCCUUAAAAUAUGGAAGGGAAUAUUUGACAACCCUUGUUUACAAUACUCUCAAGAGAACCAAGUUUCAGCAGCUAAUGAAAAUGAUGUUGAAGAUGAUGAUGAUGAUGAUAAAAGUCAGGACACUGACACAGAAAAUAUUAGUAUGGAAACAAAAUUACAGUGGAGUUUAUCUGCUCUCUCCAAAAAAGCACACACAGCAAACAGAACCUGUUUGGAUGUGAACAAGGACUGUGUUGAAGACGAAGUAUGUAACAAACAGUUGUCCCUGUACCUUAAGGUCUGCUCAGUAAGUAAGAAGUGCAACACGGAAGAAUGUCAAGCAGCCAUCAGGUUCUUCUAUCACAACAUGCCUUUGGAAGUUGCCCAAAUGAUGAUAUUUUGUGAUUGUAUCCAGCCUGAUGAAUCCUGCCACAGAGCCAAAGAACUUCUUCAUGGCAAGCUCUGUGCAGUUACUGCAGUUCCCCACCCAUCAUGCCUAAAUGUAAUUCACAUGUGUGAGGAAAAUGAAUUCUGCAGGAAAAAAUAUAAAACUUUUCAGUCAAAAUGUUGGAGACAUGUGACCAAAAAAUGCUAUGAUGAUGAAGCUUGUCUUGAAACUUUAAUUAAGGAUGACAUGCCCUGUUCUGCAAAUGCUGAGUGCAAAGCAGCCUACAUUAGCAACUGGGGCACAAUGCUGCAUGUGGAGUGCACCUGCCAGAAUUCACCUCCAGCAGAACAGCCACUGUGCAAGCUCUUCCAUCAUAUGCUUCAUAGCACAACCUGCUUCAGUGAGCUACGUCAAAUUUCAAUUAAGAAGAAAGGUUUUCAUUGGGUGAAUACAGAAGUACCAGGAGAAAAGCUUUCCAGAGCACAGCUACAUUCUUCUUCAAUGAAUGACCCUGCAGAACAAAACAUGAGUCAAGAAGUCCCUCGCCAGACCAUUCUUCUGAAACAUUUAUGGUCCAUUAUAAAAGUCACAGAUGAACUACUCCAUUGCUCAUGCUUUUUAAGGCUAUUCUUGAAAGCCAGCCUGUUGUACAUAUGCGAUAAUAAAAUAUAUAUCAGAAAACCUACGAUAAAUUAUGGAAUUUUGUAGUUGAGCAUACAAAAGAUUUUUAUAUUUAUUAACACAUAUUAAAACUUUCACAAGCAUUAAAAAAAAAAAAAAAAGUACUCUCUACUCUCUUUCAUUUGUGUAGAUUCACAGAUCUGUCCUGAGUUGCACAUUUACUAUAUCUGUAGACUCACAUGACAGGUAUAAAUGCUGUAUUGGCAUGCAUCUGGCCUUUCAACAUGCCUAGCAGUGGCAAACUUUGAAAGCCAUCCUGGGGAUCUGGAUUCAUCUGACAGAAAGGAAAAAAAAGAAUUCACUUGGAUACAUUUCAGAGAGCAGUGAUGAAAGAAAGCACAUAUGUGGGAGUUUUGUACACAAGGUUGCUCUACAAGUACCUAAUGGGGUAUUUGUGAGGUAGUAUGUACAGGUAGGCUGCCUGUAGUUUGAUGUCAGAGCACUUUGUGUGGUACAGGGAGAGAUCACGAUUACAGCCACUCUCAGUAUGUAGGGGAAUUAAAUUCUGACUACCCAGGCUUUUGUCUUGACCAGUAUGUUGUUGUUGAAACUGGUUAUUCUUUCUCCUCUGAGAUGCUUCUGAAAGAAACGAGUGAGCCUUGUCAAUGUGAAAACCACCAUUUUAGACAAUGUUCUGUGGUAUGAAUGCCCAGUGGAGAAAAAAAAAAAAAAAACUUGUUUGGGGCUGAAACAAAGUUCUCAAGAGAGAACAUACAACCCCUCUCAUCAUCUCUGUUUCCUAUUCAUUGUCUCUAGGCAGUACCUGAAGUGCCCUAUUCUCCCCAUGCACUGUACUGGGAGUCACGGGCGCUAACCCACCACUCUGGAUCCCACUUUGUGGCAAUGAGUUCUGGAUUUCUCCCUAUAGCUGAGUUGCUUUUCUAGAUUUAAGCUUCUAUUUAUUAGUGAUUGGUUGUCUUUGUUCAAUCUUUGUAAUGAUCAGGUUCUGGUCGGCACACAGUAAUGGACUGGUAUUUGUUAUACUACGAUUACCAUAAGCAGCGUAUGUAUUAACCAGUUAUGAUAGCAUCUGAUUAAUUAAUUUGAUUUUGAAUUUGAUUAGUUUGAUUUUUUUCUGACUUCCUGCUAAAUGUAACUCACAUAACAAAUAGUAUCAGGAAUGAAAUAGUGGUGACACUGAACUCAGUUCCAGUUUUGACCACGAUUGAUUGAGAACAAAGGCACAAAAUUUAGAAAUUCAAAUUUCUGACAUAAGAAGAGCAAGAAUCUUUGGUGUGCAGUUAUAUUGGAUAGAGUUUUAGAGAUUUUAAACAAUUAUUACACUAGACAUUUUCUCUUUCUUUAGGAUUUGCACAAAGCCAAAAUAAAAAUAAAAAUAAAAAUAAAAACAAAAACAAAAAUAAAAAUAAAUCCUUAUUUUGCAAUUAAAUGCUAUCUCAUUACUAAAUCACCCUUGGACAAAAUACAACAGAAACAAAAAGUGGAAAUUUGGGUAGUUCGCUAAUCAGAAGGAUCUUCUGUAUCAGUAUAGCAAUUUGCAGAGUUUAGUAUAUCUAUGUAGGUAUUUUGAGAGUAGUGUAUUAAUAUUCUUAAUCUUCAAACUGUUAAGAGGAAAAAGUUCAAAUUUAUGAGAUUAGCAUUGAGAAUCCGUUUAUCAGUGUUGGAUAAAAUAAUUUCUUUAUACAGGAAAUAUGAAGUGAACCCUGUGUUGUUCAGUCUGACUUUAAAAAACAAUGCUGCACUGCUCAACCAUCUGUGUCUCAAAAUGCGAAGAAAUCCAUUUAUAUUCAGGUUUAACUAAACCUCAGUCACAAAAACAUCUCUUGUAACUUUCUGUCUUAUAAACCUUUCAUUUUCUAAUUAGCUUGUAUCUGGAUAUUGAUGUUAGGAACUCUCUUCAUAUGUGUGCUUAAAAACACACAUUUAAACACACAAAAGAUGUAUUUGAAACUGGGGUUAUGUAUGUGAGUUAUUUUAAAGACAGCAAAAUAUUUAGCUGAAAUUGUAUUACUUGUGCAACUUUACAGGCUCUUUUCAUUAGGGCUAACUUUAGUGCUCAAUGGAAAAGUAAAGUUCCUCCAUUACAUAUGUAAAAUGUACCUGUAUCACAAUUCUUUUGAUUUAUAUUUCAUAGUGCCACUGUAUUCUGUCAAUUGUAUCCAGUCAUUAAUUAUUAAAUAAAGGAAUCUCUGCUGUGAUGAUCUGUA